Molecule: messenger RNA, 1039 nt
Organism: Mangifera indica (mango)
Lineage: Eukaryota; Viridiplantae; Streptophyta; Magnoliopsida; Sapindales; Anacardiaceae
Product: agamous-like MADS-box protein AGL66
Exons: 10
Coding region: 284-784 (166 amino acids)
Biological process (GO): regulation of transcription by RNA polymerase II
Molecular function (GO): protein dimerization activity; DNA-binding transcription factor activity, RNA polymerase II-specific; RNA polymerase II cis-regulatory region sequence-specific DNA binding
Source: RefSeq, a predicted model, not a curated record
AUUAUUCACUUUAGCUCAUUACAGUCCUUGCUUUAUUUUUUCUUUAUCUCAAAACCGUAUCAGUCGGAUCAUCAACGAAACGCAUCGCCUUCUCUGGCCUCUCUUCUGCAGAGAGUCAACUGACCACAGAAUCCUCUAGUGAUUAUGGAUGAUGAAAUUUGGACAAUUGGCCUUUUAGCCUCCUCACAAUGCCUUAAAAUUUAAUGCAUCCUCACGUUUUCAUCUGAUAAGAUUACUCCAUUGUAUCCCCGCUCAUCACUUUGUGCUGUAACUUGCAUCCACCAUGGGUCGAAGAAAGAUCCCAAUUAAGAAAAUUGCUAGUACUGUCACUCUCCAAACAACAUAUACGAAGCGCAGAGAUGGGAUUUUAAAGAAGGCCAAUGAAUUAUCUAUAUUAUGUGAUGCAGAUGUUGGUCUUCUCAUGUUUUCUCCGACUGGUAGAUUGACUAAGUUUUCUAGCUGUGGAAGUAUUGAGGAUAUGUUUCUUCGCUAUAUUGAUCAACAUGAUGAAUGCCAAGGACCGGUCGAAAAUGAAGAGCGUUUGUACCGGAGCCUCAAGCAUUCAAAAUAUGAAGAAGAAAUGCUGGAAAUGAUAGCAAAAAAGGAGGCACUUGAGAGAAAACUUCUUGAGCUCAAUAAAAGGCACGAUGAGGUUGAGGAAAAGAUGAGCUUUUAUCAACCCAAAGUGGAGAACAUCAACACCAUUCGUGAAGCGAAUAUGUGUCAACAACACCUUAAUGAUGCUAUUCAACGUGUAGAGAAGCUGAAAGAAAAGUUGCAGUGAAUCCACGGUUGAGGAGUUCAACAAGAAAUCCAUGGGAUAAUCACCUUGAAGAAACAAACUAGCCCACCGGAUCCCACAUAAACAUUGAAUUCUUGCAAGAACAGAAGCAGAGGUAGAGGAUUGACCUCAUCUUUGACCCAAGUUUAUGCCUUUCAGUUUCAGGGGAUUGCGCUUCAAUUUUACUCUCACCCAAAUGCGUAAUAUUUUGAUGUUGCAAGUUUAUUUGAAUAUAGUUUACCGUGUAAGUUUCAAGUA